This is a messenger RNA of Camponotus floridanus (Florida carpenter ant), 2092 nucleotides long. RefSeq names its product phosrestin-2. Bases 395 to 2077 code for a protein of 560 amino acids. Lineage: Eukaryota; Metazoa; Arthropoda; Insecta; Hymenoptera; Formicidae. Gene Ontology annotation, cellular component: cytoplasm. The record is from RefSeq and is a predicted model, not a curated record. The transcript has 11 exons. Gene Ontology annotation, biological process: signal transduction; G protein-coupled receptor internalization. Gene Ontology annotation, molecular function: G protein-coupled receptor binding.
CUACACGACGGACGCAACCGUCGAGUCUUACUACUUUUGACGGUUCAAACGACGAGACGAAAAUCCGUGCGCGAGAAUUCUGUUGUGUGUCAAGCAUUGUCAUCUUGAAGAAAUAAAGAAGUGCGCGAAAAUUUGUCGCGCAAAAACUUAAAGAAAGAAAAAUCAGUCGAAAAUUGAAAGCAAUAUUAUCUCGAGCGAGCCAUUGUAAAUUUAUGAAGAGCUAUGAUGAAAAUGUGGUAUCACAACGUCUAAACGAGACACGAACAGAAAAGACUUAGGUCAAAGUCGUAACACAUAUCGGUGGUGAACGAGAUCAAGAGUUGUGUGUGUGCGAGUUUGUAUAUUGCCUGUUGGACCUUUGUGGCUGCGCUGAAACGAGAAAGGACGAAGAGAGAUGGCGGGAAACGACAACCACGUUGCGCCGAAAGCUGCUGUGAGCCGAGCCGAGGACGAAGUGCUAUAUUCUGAUACAGCGGAAUGCAAGAACGUAAUAAUGGAUAAUUGCGACAUGAAAGACAAGAAUACGACGAAUGAAGAGAAAGAAGAGGAAGGAUAUUAUAAAAACGAGAUCAAAAUGGACCAAGCGCAAGGAUUGCAAACAACACAGAUGCAGGCGCAAGUGCAGCAAGCCGAUACGCAAGCUGGCAGAAAAGUCGAUACAAGCCCAGACCACACAUUGGAUUCUACAUUCAGUAAUCAAAGAGUGUACAAGAAAUCAUCACCGAAUAAUAAAUUGAUACUUUACCUAGCUAGUAGGGAUCUUAUUGUCAGCGAAGCCAAAAUCGACAAGCUUCAAGGUGUUCUUCUGAUUGAUCCUGAUUACUUACAGGAAAAAAGGGUGUUUGGUCAAGUUACACUAACUUUCCGUUACGGAAGAGAAGACGAAGAAGUAAUGGGCUUAAAAUUUUGUAAUGAAGCAGUCAUGUGUUUGGCACAAUUAUAUCCACCAUAUGUAGGAUCUGAUCAAGAAAGCAUAACACCAUUACAGGAAGCACUUGUUAAAAGAUUAGGACCCAAUGCCCACGCAUUCACAAUGGAAAUCACAUCAUUAGCCCCACCAUCUGUGCAAUUGGUACCAGCUAAGGAAUACAAUGGAGCACCUAUAGGUACCAGCUAUGAUGUCAAAGCUUACAUUGCGGAGCGGGCAGAUGAGAAAUUGCACCGUAAAACCACGGUCAAAAUGGGUAUUCGGGUAAUCCAGCGAAUCGCGAAGCCAGCUUUACCCUCGACUACUAUGUACAGCGUGCCUCUAACUCAAGUGCCAUCGAUCGGUUCGAAAAUUCAAGGAACAAGAGUGGAGUUUGCAGAAAAUGAAAUCAUCGAGGAUGAUGAAAAUAUAGGACCACGUGCAGCGGUGGAAAAGCCAUUUCUAUUAAGUGACGGUCGUAUUGGAUUGGAAGCAAGACUAGAUCAUGCGAUUUACGCUCAUGGAGACUCAAUUACUGUUCAUAUCAAUAUCAGCAACAAUAGCAGCAAAUCCGUAAGAAGGAUAAAGGUAUUUGUUGUACAACAUGUGGAUGUUUGUAUGUUCAGCAAUGGCAAAUUUAAGAAUGUUGUGGCCCUUGUGUCUUCGCAAGAAGGCUGUCCCGUCGGUCCAGGUAGUACUUUGAAAAAAUCUUAUACUCUCAGGCCUAUUAAAGGUUCAACCAAAAAUUGGAUCGCCUUAGAAGACAGCUACACGAAAACUGGAGCAACUUUGGCAUCAACUGUUCUUUGUCCUGGGAAUGGAACCGAUGAUAGGAAUGUCUUUGCCAUUUACGUAUCUUAUUAUGUAAAGGUCAAAUUGUUGAUCUCGGCAAUGGGCGGUGAAGUUUCUUUGAAACUACCGUUCGUUCUCAUGCACAGUAAUACAGAUCCAGACCUCGUAGGAUUCCCAUCUCCUAUUCGAGAACCACCGAAACAAUUUGAAAAGAAUAUAAAUGAGAUUACGGAGAGGAAACAAACAGGAAACAAACAGGAUAGCAAUAAUCACAGGACUAAGGAAAAUAAAUUAGAAGUUAUUAAAGAGCAGGAGAAGGAAUCGAGAGUGACUGAUGUGGACUUGAUAGAACAUUGUGAAGAAAGUGACAGUACCUGAGAAAGGGCGCAACGA